AUGCGGCUGUCCCUGUUGUCCUCACCAGGGGCACUGGCUUCCUGUGCUGCAGGGGCCGCUUGGCUCCGCUGGUUCCGGGCUACCAUCGUGAUCUAUGCAUUGCUGGGGGCUCUCAUGUUUUCUCAUGUUGAAGGCAAAAGAGAGAGCAAUGAAAGUGAGGAGUACAAGGCUUUUAUGCUGAAUCUUGCAAGCCUUGCAAAGAAUUUGUCAGAAAAUGAGACCUCAAAGGAGAUGUUUAAGAAAAAUGCACAAGAGCUGAUCCGUGAAAUUAAAUUAGAAUGGUUUAUCGACCCCAAAGAGAAAUGGACCUUCUUAGGUUCACUGUUUUUCUGCUGUACAGUAUUUACAACAGUUGGUUAUGGUCACACAUACCCUGUGACAAGACUUGGGAAAUACCUGUGUAUGCUGUAUGCUUUAUUUGGCAUACCUCUAAUGUUCUUGGUUCUUACUGAUGUGGGUGACAUUCUGGCAGCUGUAUUAUCUGCAUCUUACAAUAAAGUUAGACAACUACAGUCAAAAAUAGUGACCAAACGGAGUCCUCUAUCCUUCUGUAAAAAAAGCAAAGAAUCAAAACCAGCAUCAUCACUAAGGCAAAGCAAAAUAGUGCUUCAUGAACCUUUAAACAUUACACAAGUGUUAAGAAGCCAAUCUUCUUUGAAAAGUAAGCCUGGGCAUUAUCGGAAUGCUGAAAUAUUUGAAAGACUCAUUGCUAGAGAAAAUCAGUUUCUUGUCCCACCUAAACCGAUUGAACGAUGGAGUUCAUGUCCUCAACUAGAUACAGGAAAGAUGAUGGAUGAGAUGAUUGACAAUAUUGACAACAUUGGGAAAGAAGUCGAAAAGCUGGAUGUGCCCUUUCCACUGAUGACUCUCAUUGUCUUUGCAUAUAUUUCCUGUGCAGCUGCUAUUCUUCCACACUGGGAAAACAAAUUAGAUUUUCAAGAUGCUUUUUACUUCUGCUUUAUCACUUUAACAACCAUCGGAUUUGGUGAUAUCGCACUCCAGCAUCCCAACUUCUUCUUGUUUCUCUCGCUGUACAUUGUGAUCGGCAUUGAAAUAGUCAUAAUUGCUUUUAAGCUGGGACAAGACAGGCUCAUUAGUCUGUACAAAAAGAUGUUCUUCUUUUUUGGACAGAAAAAGGUUGUAUACAAAAUGGUAUAA
Molecule: messenger RNA, 1158 nt
Organism: Eublepharis macularius
Lineage: Eukaryota; Metazoa; Chordata; Lepidosauria; Squamata; Eublepharidae
Gene: KCNK18
Product: potassium two pore domain channel subfamily K member 18
Exons: 4
Coding region: 1-1158 (385 amino acids)
Biological process (GO): stabilization of membrane potential; potassium ion transmembrane transport
Cellular component (GO): membrane
Molecular function (GO): potassium ion leak channel activity
Source: RefSeq, a predicted model, not a curated record